Centrocercus urophasianus (Greater sage-grouse) is the source of this 1545-nucleotide messenger RNA. RefSeq names its product chromosome unknown C7orf31 homolog (gene SPMIP4). NCBI's taxonomy places the organism in Eukaryota, Metazoa, Chordata, Aves, Galliformes, Phasianidae. The record is from RefSeq and is a predicted model, not a curated record. Gene Ontology annotation, cellular component: centrosome. The coding region runs from base 1 to 1545 and encodes 514 amino acids. The transcript is spliced from 9 exons.
AUGAUGAUGUUGCAUGACCUGCUCCGCUACCACAGAGAAACAGGAGGGAAAACAAUCUUAUCGAGAACCUUUCAGUCCAAUGAGGUACUGACUCCACUUCAAAUUCCUUCACCUCCAACUGUCUUGCAAGACAGAUAUGAAGAGUUCAGGGAAUCCCUUCAUCACUGCAAGCUUUCUGGGGGAACAGAAAGGGAGCAUGGAGAAAUUGUUCUGCCUGUAUUGCCAAAAGACCACAGAUCACCAUGCACACUUGUGAGAGGACAUCGUCAUUUUGGUAGUGAUGUAUUCCCUUGCCCAAGAGGCCUUCCUAUUGAGCAGUACUAUGAUGUCACCAUGCUGAAAAAAAGUGAUGUGCGUAUGAAUGAUGAUCUACUUUGUAAGCCACCGAGCAGUUUGGCUAAACCGCUGAGCCUGCCGUUUCCCACCUCUCAUCCCUACCAGACACACAUCUCUAGGUAUGCCAUGUUCCCGGACUUCAGAUCACCUGAGGAUCGAGACACUGGAACUGAUGCAAGCUGUUGCCAGCCUUUUCAUUCUGAUAUCUCCUGCGAGGCUUUUGAUGUGGUUGUUCUACGGAGUACCAGAGGUAACCCAUACAGGCAUGAAGUUGUCAGCAUUCCCUUUGAUUCCUUGAAGGAGGCUUUGUGCUGUAGAAGACAGCACGCAUGCUUGCAAGUUUUCAGAGAGUUAGAACAUAAGGUCUCUUCAAGAACAACCAAUAUACUACAAAACAUUGAAAGAGCUCAGUGGAUCACAACAUACAAUCGAAACUUCACAGGAAGAGGUCCUAUGAAUCCCCUUAUCCUGGAUGACUACUACAUGAAAGCAGUUGGCAGAUUAACUGGAGAACUCGGUACAGAUGUGGAACUUAAAGAAACAUUCAUGUCUAGUCCCUCACAAGUGAGGCCGCUUGGAGGGCGCACGGCGCGUUUACUGCAAGGCCGACAUCCCUGUGAAUCUGUUCUGCAGGAACAGCACUGCUGCCACGAGCGGGCCAAACCACCUCAGGUAUCCCACCAGAAAAACCACUAUCUGGAUGCAGGGCUGCCAAUAAGCAGAUUUCAGAAAAUCGUUAAUAGAAAGCAAGUGGAAGCACUGUACCAGGGGCAGUUUUCAGGAAGGCCGGAACUUCAGUCCCUUCCAGAGUCUGCGCGUUCUCUUUCCUGUGAAGAUUUAAAGCCCAAACAUUUGGACCAACAUACAAUAUGGGCAAACCCACUUAGUAAGACAGUCUUGCCGCAGGAUGGAAACAGGGAGGAAAGCAAAAUUGUAUUGCACAAGCUCUGGAACCAAGAAGCAAGUGAGCCUGCGUGGAGACCAGAGGACAGACUAGGAGAGGUGGCACUGCCAGAGUGGGUCCCUGGCUCUGAGGUUGCUCGGCGCCAAACAGUGCUGCUGGAGCUGCAGCAUUCCUUCUCAAAGACAGCAGCACAAAAAUGUUUUCAUGACUCUAUCAACGGAGAGACAAAAGACCUCAGAGAUAACAUUAAUAAGGGAAGGAGACAUGAAUUCUAUGGUUUCAAUGCUUUUUAUUUCCAUAACUGA